CCGGUUAUCGAAGUCAUUCGCGCCUUUGGAAAAUUUGCAUUGUACAGUCAAAACAACGUUUAAACCCAAAACUGUGUGGAAUUCCACGUAACUCUGAGAAAAUAAUAAAUAUAAGCAAACCAUAGAGCUUCAAUGAACAUCUGCGAGGUGGAUGCUCAGCCAGAUGCGCUGCUCCAGCGCUACUAUGCCAGCUGCGAGCUCUUGGAACUGGACCCCAAGAUUCAGAUUAGCGCCAUGGCCACAUACAGGCGAUUCGAUGCAGAUGGCAGCCUGGCUGGGAGUGGAGGAGAUGACAUGGCUCAAGAGUGGCUAUGCUGUUCGGUAUACAGCGAGCUGCAGCGCGUGAAGAUCCGGGAGAUGAGAGAGGAGUCCAAGCGAGGAGCACCAAUUGAUCCAUCGGAUCAGAUUAAGAGCAGUUGCUGGAACCUGUCACUGACACGCCUCCUGCGAAGCUUCAAGGUGAACGUGUCUCAGUUUCUACGCCGGAUGGAACACUGGAACUGGCUGGCCCAGAACGAGGGGACUCUCCAGCUGGAGGUGGAGGAACUACAGCGACGACUCGGAAUCACUUUAACCCUGCGAAAGCAUUACAAGCACAUCUUCGAGAAGCUCUUUGUUCAGCCAGCCGAGGAUGCGGACUCCGAGGCAGUGGCACUGUAUAUGUCCUUGUAUGAGUUUGGUUGGCUCCUCUUCCUGGUGAUCCGCAACGAGCUACCCGGUUUUGCCACAUCUAGUCUGGUGAGCGGAUGUCAGGUGCUGGUAUGCAGCAUGGACCUGCUGUACGUUAAUGUUCUGGAGGUGUCCAGAUCCGAGGUCAUUCGUCGCGACUUUGCCGGAGUUCCUCCCAAAUGGGAUUCCGAGGAUUUCGAUAGUACCCUCCUGACCAAGUACAGUGCCUUGGAGGCUAUUGUUGACCUCAUUCCCCAGCUGCCGGCAAAAGGAGUAACUCAGAUGAAGAAAGCCUUUUUCCACAAGGCUUUAAUGGUGCUAUUCAUGGACCACAUCCUUCUGGGAAACAACAUUCACAUGCGCGAGAUCGUCAAAGAGGGUAUGCUGGACGUGAAUCUUGGUACUUUGAACAGAAAGUACGACACUCAUGUGGCCGACAUCAGUGAGAUGGAUGAACGAGUCUUGCUCUGCUUCCAGGAGCUGAAAGAAAAGCCAAAGGAUCCCAAAUCCGUCACACUGUCUAUCUCCACGACUUCGACCACUUUCUCUACGUCGAAGCACAAAAAACUGCUUUCCCAAAGCCUGCCACUAAAGCUAGCCCCUAAUAUCGUGGAGCGUCUGCAGGAUGAUGGGAAAAGUGUAAUAAAGCAUUUGGAGCAGACUCUAAAAAGUAUGGGCCAAAAGUUUAGUGCCGCUGCCAAGGAUUACAUAACGGCCCAGGAGGCUGAUGAGCGGUUCCGCUUAGCCAGCGGCUUGUACUACAAAUUAAUAGACAAAAUUGUGACUUCGGAGAUAGCCCUGAAGCCCUGGCUGAAGAUCAGCAAACUAAUCAAGCAGCCCACCCUAAACGAAACCCUUCUUGCCUGCUGCUUAGAAGUGGCACUGCAUGUCCAUCACGAGGACGUGGAUGGACUAAAAUUCCCCUUUAUCCUGGACUGUUACUCGCUUGAAGCCUACGAUUUCCAGAAGAUUUUGGAGGUGGUGGUGCGCCAUGAUCAGGGGCUGCUGGGGCGGGAACUGGUGAAGCACCUGCACGCUUUGGAGGAGGAAUGCCUGGGAUCACUAAUCUUCCGCAAGAACUCUCAGCUGUGGAGGAGUUUUGGUAAAGCGCUGCACUUACCCGGCUACCAGGAUGUCCAGGCGGAGGGCAAGGAAAACGCCUCGACGGGAGCUGAAAUAUGUCUGCGAAAGUUCUAUGAGUUGGCCAAGAGGCGGCUGUUCGUGCUCUGCCAGAGUAUCGGCCUGGUGGAUAACUUUGCGCGUAUCUGGCACCUGGCCGAGCACUCGUUUACCACCAAAGGAGGCCAGUUACUGCGACAGCGCAGUGUGGAUCAACUGCUUCUGUGCGCCAUCCAUCUGCACGCCCGCUUGGAGGAGCUGCGCCUCACCUUCAGUGCAAUCAUCCAGCACUAUCGACGCCAGCCGCAUGCUCGGAGCAGCGUAUAUCGCGCGGUGGCCAUGAACGAUGGGCAGACCGGAGACAUAAUCCGCUUCUACAACAGGAUCUACGUUCGCACCAUGGGCACUUUCGGGCGGCUGCUCCAUUGCCAGGAGCCUCUCGGGAAUAAACUGAAAAAAGAUCCAAAUGUUUUGCUGGAGGCAUCGCCCAUCGAGGCCCGUGUCGGUAGAAAUAUCUGCGUCUCCUCGCCCUCGCCGCCAAAUGUCUGUGUGAGGGAAUCCUGCUCUGCCAUCACUCUACAAAUAGACCGCGAGUCAUCGCCGGUUUCCGAAGAAGCACCCAAUCUGAAGCGCACGCUAUCCAACAAGGAACUGGGAGUGAUUAAGCGGCCGAACAUCCUGCGAAGACGCACCUGCUUCCAAUGAUCCACUGGUUGAAUCACCUGGCUGAUGUUUAUCUUGCUCCUCUAGGAUAGUUUGUAAAAUAUAAGCCUUAACAGACAUACCCUGAUCACUCGGACCUCUAUUAAAAGAUAAUCUCCUUACUGAAUAAAAAGAAAUGCGAACUGAAUAUGAGAACCCUGCUCAUGGAGCUGGGACCUAAAAAAUAUUUUAAAAUGUAAUACGAACCUAAUUUUUAUAUUUUUUACUGCAUUGAAUAGUAUUCUGGAAUCUUUCUUCAAUAAAUAUUAAAUCAAAAAGUUUUAGUAUGGAUCUCCAGAUCAGAUCAUUCCUAUGGAAGCAAUAAGUUCUGUCUGUUUAGACUCGUACAAGUAUUACACAGAAAUCCAAAAUAAAUACUCAAUUUUGGAUCGAGAGAAUAACAAUUAAAUAUCUUUGUAAAAAGAAGGAAUAUCAUUUUAAUAAAAAACACAUUUAAAACAAG
Molecule: messenger RNA, 2953 nt
Organism: Drosophila ananassae
Lineage: Eukaryota; Metazoa; Arthropoda; Insecta; Diptera; Drosophilidae
Gene: Rbf2
Product: retinoblastoma family protein
Exons: 1
Coding region: 133-2493 (786 amino acids)
Biological process (GO): negative regulation of G1/S transition of mitotic cell cycle; cell differentiation; regulation of transcription by RNA polymerase II
Cellular component (GO): chromatin; transcription regulator complex; nucleus
Molecular function (GO): RNA polymerase II transcription regulatory region sequence-specific DNA binding
Source: RefSeq, a predicted model, not a curated record